UGGCUGGCUGGGGAUCAUGUGCCGCGGAUACCAGGUUUUAUCUCGGUCGGCUCUCGUCGUUACACGGAGUGGCAGAAUCUAGCGUUGGAAGCUACGACUGACACCCGAUCCGAAGAAAUGGAGGUCAAGAACCCGAUGGUGCCCGCGGUGGAGCGGCCCGAGUAUAAAACUCCGCGCGCAAUACUCCAAAGACCGAAGGCAACGUUGAUCCAGCGUCGGAAAGUCAAGGCGAGCCAGGAUCUAGGUAUUCCUGACUGCCCACCCUCGGACGAGUCGCCGCCGGACAAGUCGCCGUCGGACAAGUCGCCGUCGGAGAUGCGACCGUUGGAAGAGGCGCUAGAAGAUCUCGAUCAAGUGUCGCUGGAAAUGUGGGUGAUACAUCCGCUGGUGGAGAGAACUACAGACAUGGGAGCAAUGCGGGAAGAAGAUGACCGAAAUGAAAUCGAGGAAGUCAGCACAUCGGAUCUGGACCUUACCUGGGACUCAGUUCAAGAUUACGAUGAAUGCGUGUAUUACCAUGAAGGAAGCGAUCUAUACGCCGAAGACGUCGAUGGCCAGAUGGCGGUGCUGCCAGAAGUACCUGUGACGACGGAAGAUGUGAGGAUCGAAGAUAUUCAACUAUGCGGAUCUGAUAACCAGACUCCAGAAGAAAUUGAACGACUUAGCCAAAAGAUCUGGAAGUUCCGACAUCUCUUGAUCGGUAAGGGAAAUGCCCUUCCGCCGGCGGCUAGAGGCGUCGUGUGCGAUAUCGAUGUCGGGGGAGCGAGACCUAUCGCCCUCAAGUGCCGUAAGUUGCGGAUCCAGUUCAGAGAGAAGGUCGCAGACCUGGUCAAGGGACUAUUGUCUGCCAAGAUGACCAACUAUUCCAGAUCACCAUGGGCUUCCCCAAUCGUGGUGAUCAUCAAGAAGAAUGGGGUGGAUAUCAGGCUAUGCAUCGAUUAUCGGUUGGUUAAUAGUCUGACACAACUGAUGGUAUACCCAAUGCCCUUGAUCAACGAUCUACUCGAAGAUCUGGAGUCGACACUGUGGUACUGCUCCUUGGACAUGGCAAGUGGAUUUUGGGUAGUGAAAAUGAUGGAUCGUGCUCGGUUGAUCUCGGCUUUUAUCACUUCCUUUGGGUUAUUUGAGUGGAAUCGAAUGCCUUUUGUCUUGAAGAAUGCGCCCAAGAUAUAUCAACGUAUGAUCGACAACGCGCUAUAUGGGUUCACCCGGAUCCCGAAGUCUGAAGAUCACGGAAGUGCUUUGGAUGUGUUCGAGGACGGGGAACCGGCGGAUCCGGGCAAGCCUUCGGUGCUUGGUCGCAGAUCAUAUAUCGAUGACAUCCUGAUUCCCGCCGAUAACUGGGAUCAACUAUGUGGAGUACCUUGGACAUAA
Phytophthora megakarya is the source of this 1374-nucleotide messenger RNA. Lineage: Eukaryota; Oomycota; Peronosporomycetes; Peronosporales; Peronosporaceae. The record is from the annotation of a GenBank genome assembly.